Messenger RNA from Trichomonas vaginalis G3, 1608 nucleotides. RefSeq names its product glycosyltransferase 61 family. The transcript has a single exon. Bases 1 to 1608 code for a protein of 535 amino acids. Gene Ontology annotation, molecular function: glycosyltransferase activity. Lineage: Eukaryota; Parabasalia; Trichomonadida; Trichomonadidae. The record is from RefSeq and is a predicted model, not a curated record.
AUGCUUGUAACAAAUGUUUCGGGCAAAAUUGGCAGUUCUUCAGAUAAUAAAAAUAAUAUUUGCAGUAAUAUCGAUAAGAUCGAAGCAAAUCUUAACCAAAUCACUAUUUCAUUCAAGGAUCAAAUACUUGAUGAAACUAAUUACUCCGUUUUAGAGCAUUUUUUCUUCGAAACAAGUUUAUUUAAAGAACCAUUAAUAGCUGAUUAUCAUGCAUUUACGCACUCAUAUAUUGAUCAACAGAUAAUUACAUUUGAUCUAUUAUUACCAGCAAUUGAAAUAUAUAAAGGAAAAUUUUUAUGUUUUCCAAACCCUCCAAAGAUAAAUAACAGAAUUAGCAAACUCAUUGCCAAAAGCACACGUUAUGCUUUCCCAAUUACAGUCGAUAACGCAGAAUAUACAAACACAGAAUAUUCUCAAAUGAAAUGUUACGGAGAAGAUUACAAUACAAGAUGGUGUGAUAUGAGAAAUGUAUACAUCUAUAAGAACUGUAUUACAGUAUCAACACCAUGCUAUUAUCAAUUUCCGACCCCUUUUUUGAUACCAGGUUCAAGAGCUCCUCCAUUUGAUAGGAAAGGUGAUCGAUUGAAUGCUGAACCGAUCGUUUCUCACAAAAUAUUUAAUAAAUCCACAGAAAUGUUCGAAGUUAACCAAAUUUCUUAUAUUAUAGGAAGAUUUUACAAUUCCAUGAUGCUUUGGCAUAUAUUAUUUGAUUUCGCACUACCGACUUAUAACAUGAUACGAACAAUAGAAGGUGAAAACCCUUCAGAAGGUCGUUUAAUCCUUUUACAUGAUUAUGAAGCUGACGCAUUUACAGAUUUUUGCAAUUUGUUCAGCUCUAUACCUGCUAGAAGAGUUAGUAAUCUUGCUAGGAACCUUUCUCUCAAGAGAGCUAUUGUUGGUUUGGAAAAAUUUGAUUUAGACCCAUCGGUUUAUCGAAUGACGGACCAAAUGAUUAAUUUCAGAUAUAGAUAUAAUCGUACUCACGGUGUUGGAUUUAGAGAAUUCGUUCUAAAAGUGAAAAAAUUAGAAGAUACAAUUCUAAAUCCACGUAAUCCAACAAUAGUUAUAAUAGAAAGAAAGGGUUCAAGUCGAGAUAUAACGAAUAUUGAUGAUAUUGAAGACUUUGUUAAAAAGGAAUGUGAUUAUUGCAAAGUUGUCAGAGUAGAUCUAAAAUCGCUGGCCAUUAAUGCGCAGAUUUCACUUUUUACAUCAGCAUCAGCAAUAAUUGGCCUUCAUGGUAGUGGUUUGGCCAAUGUUUUGUGGAUGAAACCAACUUCACCGGAAUUUCCAACAGCCAUGUUUGAAGUUAUGCCAUAUAAUUACUGGUGCCGUGACUGGUAUGAAACUGCAUCAAAUGUUGCUGAUGUUGAAUAUUUUUCUAUUAUGAAUUCAGAAUAUUCUAUUUUAAAGGAUGAGGAUUCUAUUCGAGCCUUUGAAUGCUAUUCAAGCAGGUCAAUGUGUACGAAUAUUGUCUGCCAUGAUUUCCUUCGCGAUAAAAAAGUUAAAUUAAACAUAGAUCUGUUGAAAAAAGCAUGGUCCCCAUUUCAAAAGAAACUUGAUGCUGCCAAAGAAAGAUUGGAUGAUAUCAACAGAUCAAAGACACUUUAA